AUGAGAGAAGAUUCGGAGCCUUCUGACAGACCAAAGAGGGCCAAACACUCACGCUCGAAGCGUGGGUGCAGGGUCUGCCGAAUCCGCCGUAUCCGGUGUGAUUUGACCAAGCCAUCCUGCACCAGGUGUACCAGCACUGGUCGCAAAUGCGAGGGCUACCCAAUCGACAUCCACCCGGACGCAGAUGCCGCAGCUGGGGGUGGACGCACUCUACCCGCAGCAUCUGCUUUGGCUAAGGUCCUGGUGCCGCGUUCGCCCUCGGUGAAUCCUCAUAUUGACAGCAAUGAACACUCUCACUUGUCUUAUUUUCAGCACCAGACCGCCCACCAUUUCGGGGGCUAUCUUGAAGACCAAUUUUGGAGUCGAUUGGUUCUACAGCUUGGGACGUCGGACAAUUGCGUCCUCUAUGUCACGAUCGCUCUGGGCUCCCUGCAUCGGAAAUUUGAACAAGGAUGCCGCAGCCCGAAGCAAGCCGAGCACGGAGCAGUAGGGAACGACACAGGCUACCUGUACGCGAAGGCCGUCACUCUCCUGCAAGGCCACAUCGCCGAGCAAGGAUGGAGGAAACUGGAGGUCACUUUGGUCUGCUGCAUCCUCUGUACUGGCUUCGAGUGGCUGCGCGGUGACCCGAAAUCAGCCUCUGUCCAUCUGAGGGCUGGCCUUGAGAUCCUGCAGCAGUGGCAGACACAAACUGCGGGAGGCCCAUCUUACUGGUCCCCAGCCGGACACCUUAUCCGGAACAAGCUGGCCCCUUUCUACACAAGACUGGCCCUCCAGGCGGGCACCGUACCGGAUUGGUCCCUGCCGUGGAAUACCUUGCAGGCGACCAAUACCACCAUCGAGCCAUUUCAGAGCCUACAUCACGCCAGAGAUAGCCUCUGCAACCUCCUGGGCCAGGUUUACCUCAUACCAGAGAGGAGAGAGUUGCUCAGAAUGAGGACAUCCAAGUCAUUGAAGGAGCACAAAAAGUAUGAGACUCUACUUAGCCAGUGGGCUGAAUAUUUCCACGCAUACACUACUCGAGAAACGCUCACAGGUCAUGUCCAAGCCUCCGCCAUCGUUCUCUGGCUGCUGUACAUCGCUGCGACAGUCAUGCUCCCAAACAUGUAUCCGGACGCAGAGCCCGGCGACACGAAGGACGAAACAGACGCUUUUGGACGCAUGGUCAAUGUUGCUGAAAGACUCUUCAGUAUCUAUACCUCCCGCUUCUCGAUCGACUUAGGUUGGGUCGCCCCUCUCUACUACGUUGCAGCCAACUGCCGCCAACCUCAGAUUCGGGAAAAGGCGCUGAGAUUCCUUGCCUCGCAUCAGAGUUACGAGGGUUCUUGGAGUAGCCCGGAGGCCGUACUGCGAGCAAAGGGAUUGAUGUGA
Cyphellophora europaea CBS 101466 is the source of this 1371-nucleotide messenger RNA. RefSeq lists its product as uncharacterized. Gene Ontology annotation, molecular function: DNA-binding transcription factor activity, RNA polymerase II-specific; zinc ion binding. The record is from RefSeq and is a predicted model, not a curated record. Gene Ontology annotation, biological process: regulation of DNA-templated transcription. NCBI's taxonomy places the organism in Eukaryota, Fungi, Ascomycota, Eurotiomycetes, Chaetothyriales, Cyphellophoraceae. The coding region runs from base 1 to 1371 and encodes 456 amino acids. The transcript has a single exon.